Molecule: messenger RNA, 2229 nt
Organism: Baudoinia panamericana UAMH 10762
Lineage: Eukaryota; Fungi; Ascomycota; Dothideomycetes; Mycosphaerellales; Teratosphaeriaceae
Exons: 8
Coding region: 322-1779 (485 amino acids)
Molecular function (GO): aldehyde dehydrogenase (NAD+) activity
Source: RefSeq, a predicted model, not a curated record
CUUCACAAUCAAUCCACUGAGCUGUGCCACACGAAUUGCCAGUUAUGCAGUGGCCAAUGAACAAUGGUACCGCUUCAACAGCGAUACCGACUUCCAUCAAGAUGCAGCCAGCACUCUGUCGCCCAUAACCCAUCCAACGGAAGCUCGACAUAGGUGGGGUCCGCACGAAUGAAGACGCUGCUCGCUACAGACCUCGGUCGUUACGCGUCCGACACGCUCACCCCGCGGCUACGUCUGGUCAAGUAGUUGUUAACCAAUGCAGUAUGUAUGCAGUUAUGUUUCUCUCAAAACCGCUGCGUCUUCUUCGAUGUAUCAAGCAACAUGUCGAUCCAGACUGAUCUUUUCAUCAACGGCGAAUACGUGCCCUCGUCUUCAGGCGAGACAUUGAGUAUCUACAACCCCAAUGACGACUCCCUCGUCACCGACAAAGUGCAAGCCGCGUCCGAGAAGGACAUUGACAAUGCAGUCGCUGCGGCUAAAGCAGCCUUCCCAAAGUGGCGAAAUACUGCUGGACAAAAGCGUGCAGCUAUCAUGUUGAGAUUUGCCGAUCUGCUCGAGAAGAAUGCUGAGAGACUUGGUCAGCUUGAGUCUCUGGCGAUGGGCCAGCCCAUGUCAUUGGCGCCAUUGUUUGUCAAAUCGACGGUAGCAAAUUGGAGGUACUAUGCCGGCCUUGCAGGAAAGGUCGCCGGCGAGAGCUACCCGCCAGACGAAGACGGGACCUACAAGAUCGUCCAGUAUGAACCGCUGGGAGUGUGCGCCGGAAUCUGUGCUUGGAACGGUACCCACGUCCUUGCGGGUUGGAAGAUGGCUCCGGCGAUGGCCACGGGCAAUACGUUCAUUCUCAAGUCUUCGGAGAAGUCGCCAUUAGGAUUAGCGGCAUAUGGUGAACUCAUCAAAGAGGCCGGCUUUCCGCCCGGCGUCAUCAACAUUGUCGCGGGCGCGGGAAAAGUCGGCGCUCUGCUCGCAGGUCACAUGCAGAUCUCGAAGAUUGCUUUCACUGGCUCAGCCGCAGUUGGCAGGCAGGUGAUGUCUUCGGCCGCCAAGUCUAACCUUAAGCAUGUCUCCCUUGAACUCGGCGGCAAGAGUCCAGCCAUGAUCUUCGAUGAUGCCGAUCUUGAUAAUGCCGUCGAGCACAGCUCUGUAUCGUUUCUUCGCAACUCCGGCCAGAUCUGUUUCGCAGCUUCGCGUGUCCUGGUUCAAGAGGGCAUUGCGCCAAAGUUCAUCGAGGCCAUCAAGACAGCAUUUGAGAAAGCAUCAGACAAGAUGGGCGAUCCUUCAGUCAAGGACACAUUGUUCGGCCCGCUAGCUGAUAAGAAGCAAUUCGAUCGCGUUAUGGGCUUCCUGUCCGACGGGAAGAACGAGGGCGUCCAGUACCUCACUGGUGGCGCACGUAAAGGCGAGAAAGGCACGUUCGUGCAGCCUACCAUCAUUCUCAAUCCGGAUGUCAAGUCGAAGGUAUACACCGAUGAGAUCUUCGGACCAGUGAUCUCUGUGAAGACUUUCAAGACUGAGGAAGAAGCGCUAGCCUUGGCAAACGACACCACGUACGGACUCGGCUCAACGAUAUACACAUCAGACAUUGCUCGUGCUCUGCGUGUAGCUGGCAAGAUCGAGGCAGGAACCGUGGGGAUCAACUCGGCAUUCAAUACAUCACCUCAGACACCGUUUGGAGGCUUCAAACAAAGCGGCGUCGGUCGAGAGAGCGGCAAAGAGGCUCUCAAGGAAUAUCUUCAGCCGAAGACAAUUCACAUCAACAUGGGUCUCAAGCCCAAGAUAUGAGUAUCAGUGAUUGUCUAGUAUAUGCAGAGAUGCUCAAAGAGAACUUUCGCACAAGCUAGUGAUCUGCGAUUGAACGAAACAUGCAUUGUCUCAACUGCAGCUCGCUCGCCAAUCUUGAUGUACCUGCCGACAAAGAACUAUGCAAUAUUUAGCAAGCCCAGGCCUUGCGUUUGUAAUGAGGUUAUGAGGGUAUGCCCGUGGCUGAACGAUUGCGUCAGAUCGUAGACGUCCCGGUCAUGUUAGUGAGAACACGCCUCAUAUUCAGAAACAUUCGAAAGGUAGCGGUGGCCAUCUCACCCUCCGCUACGAUACGGAGGACGAUAAACGACCGGAGACUGAGUCCUUGUCGAGGGUAGAGAGAUAGGGGACUGUCACCUUUGCCGGCGCAAGUUCUACGUACUCUGUAAAGCUCUACGGAGUAGUAAUGCUGAUCUUGAGGCUGAGGCCAGG